Messenger RNA from Argentina anserina (silverweed cinquefoil), 1739 nucleotides. RefSeq names its product TOM1-like protein 5. Gene Ontology annotation, molecular function: phosphatidylinositol binding; ubiquitin binding. Bases 292 to 1458 code for a protein of 388 amino acids. Lineage: Eukaryota; Viridiplantae; Streptophyta; Magnoliopsida; Rosales; Rosaceae. The transcript is spliced from 11 exons. Gene Ontology annotation, biological process: protein transport to vacuole involved in ubiquitin-dependent protein catabolic process via the multivesicular body sorting pathway. The record is from RefSeq and is a predicted model, not a curated record.
CUUUCUCAAAAAAAAAAAAACUCAUAUUUCUUUUCAAUAAUAAUACAACUAACACCAGAGAGCACAAACUAUAUAUAUUUAUUACUUCCAAAUCAGUAAAAAUCUCCCCUUUUGAUCUUCCUCUUCUUCUUCUUGGUGUUUUUCCUCAGAAAUGCUCAACCUUUCUAGGGUUUAGCUCUCCCUCUCCCUCUCUUGUUAGCUGAGUAGAGCUUAGCAUUUUGAGCUGUUCUCAACUGUGAAGCUGCUGCUGUAUUCCAAUCAUCUUUCUCAGUUUUUGUAGUUAACCAAAAGAUGGCUGCUGAGCUUGUCAAUUCUGCAACAAGUGAGAAACUGAGUGAGAUGGAUUGGACCAAGAAUAUUCAAAUAUGUGAAUUAGUCGCUCAUGAUAAUAGGCAAGCUAGAGAUGUCAUCAAAGCUAUCAAGAAACGUCUGGGGAGUAAAAAUGCAAAUUCUCAACUUUAUGCAGUUAUGUUACUGGAGAUGUUGAUGAACAAUAUUGGAGAACAAAUACAUAAGCAAGUCAUCGAUGUUGGGAUUAUUCAUAUUCUGGUGAAGAUAGUCAAGAAAAAGUCAGAUUUACCGGUGAGGGAGCGCAUUUUUCUAUUGCUAGAUGCGACGCAAACAUCCCUUGGUGGUGCCUCUGGAAAAUUCCCUCAGUAUUAUACUGCUUAUUACAACUUGGUGAGUGCUGGAAUACAGUUCCCUCAAAGGCCUCCUCCGGUCCCUUCAACUUGCCAAGUACCAGAACCAGCUAAGAAUAGUAUAGCUAACAGGGAUGAAGGGGUUGCUCCUGAAUCUAGUAUUAUUCAGAAGGCUGCUAAUGCACUGGAGGUUUUGAAAGAGGUCCUUGAUGCAGUUGAUAGUCAGCAUCCAGAGGGGGCAAGAGAUGAAUUCACACUUGAUCUUGUGGAGCAGUGUUCAUUCCAAAAGCAAAAGGUUAUGCAUCUUGUGAUGACUUCUCGGAAUGAAAAGGUGGUUUCUCAAGCUGUUGAAUUGAAUGAGAAGCUCCAGAAGGUUCUUACAAGACAUGAUGCCCUUCUUUCUUGCAAGCCUACAUCAACUUUGAACCAUCUUAUUGAAGAACAGGGAGAGGAGGAAGAAGAAGAGCCAGAACAGCUUGUUCGAAGGCUACGAAAAGGAAAAGCUUGUCUGAGGCCUGAGGAUGAAGAGCAGUCAAAUGAGCAUUCCCACUUGGGUUUCCUUGGAUCAUCCAACCCUGGAGAAAGGCUCAACCGUCCACUUAUACGGCCACUUUCCCUGGAGCGAUCACCUGAAUCAAAUGGACAUCAUCCACCUGUUGCGAUUCCACCCCCACCUGCAAAACACGUUGAGAGGGAAAAAUACUUCCAGGAAACCAAAGUCAAUGGCUCUAGUUUGGCUAGCCAUGUGAGAGGUCUCUCAUUACAUAGCCGCAAUGCAAGUAGUUCUCUCAGUGGAAGCAUGGAUUUUAGUGAUUGACCGUCUUGCUAAAGGGUCCUCUCGUGCGCUUAGUCUGUUUCAUUUUCUUUAGCAGUCAAUAUGGUGCCGGCUUCAGAUUUGGUAGUGCUGUUGGUGUUGUGGAGUUGAAAAUAUGCAGAAGCUUCUGUAUUAGUCAUGUGACUCAUGUUCCAUAUGUGAUGUAUCCUGACCUCAGGUUUUUGUGCUUUUAAGCUUUGACCCUUUCAUAUAUGAAGAGUUGUAUAGAGAAUUUAAGAGGCUAAUUUUAUUCAAUUUAUUUAACAAAAUGUCUACGUUUUGCA